CAUAGCUUUAGUCUGCUUUGAACAGCACCCAAGUUCAGUUGGAAUUGAUUUGGAAUAACUUAUAUUUGUGCGACAGUGGAUUAUCCAUUCGCCAGUUGACUUUGAGAGUUUCUGUGCUGAGGUUGACGAAAUGAAGCGGACUGCACUAGGAGUGGCCCUGCUCCUGGCCCUGGUGGCUCAACUUACGGCGCACAGCUCGGACGACUUGGUUUACGGCUUUGAGUGCCGGAAUGGUGUCUGCCAGAAGGUGGAGCUCAGUGAGGAGAACUUUGCCAAGGCAAUCAGCAUGCCCGUGUGCCGGCUCUUCUGCGGCAGUUCCAUCGGCACCUUGUGGCCCAAGCCCACGGGUGCAGUGCGUCUCGACACAUUGAUGCGCCAGGUGGACAUCUCCUUCAUCGACUUCAAUGUCAAUGGCACUGCGCGCCAAGAGAAGCUGUGGCGGGCGGCUGAAGACCGUUUCAUGGACAUGCUGGACGCCCAAAUCCCCAAUCGCAAGAUCCUCGCUCUAGGUGGCUAUCGUAUGUCUGUGAACAUCAACACCCCGGAUGAGCCGACUCCGGCCAGACUCACCCUGGAAACGGACGAGAGCUAUACUCUGGAUAUCGAUACAGAUGCCUCGGGUCAUGUGCUGGCCAACAUCACGGCGGCCAACUUCUUUGGCGCCCGGAAUGGCCUGGAGACCCUAGCCCAGUUGAUUGUCUACGAUGACAUACGCCGCGAGGUCCAGGUGACUGCUAAUGCCUCCAUCAGCGAUGCUCCGGUAUACAAGUGGCGUGGCUUGCUUCUGGACACCUCCCGUAACUAUUACUCCGUGAAGUCCAUUAAGCGAACGUUGGAGGGCAUGGCCCUGGUCAAGCUGAACACCUUCCACUGGCACAUCACAGACUCCCACAGUUUCCCCCUGGAGGUGAAAAAGCGACCGGAACUGCAUAAACUAGGAGCCUACUCCCAGCGCCAAGUGUACACCCGUCGGGAUGUGGCCGAGGUUGUGGAGUACGGUCGGGUGCGAGGUAUCCGUGUGAUGCCUGAGUUUGAUGCACCUGCCCAUGUGGGUGAGGGAUGGCAGCACAAGAACAUGACCGCCUGUUUCAAUGCCCAGCCAUGGAAGUCUUUCUGCGUGGAGCCACCUUGCGGACAGCUGGAUCCCACUGUCGACGAGAUGUACGACGUCCUGGAGGACAUCUACGGCACCAUGUACGAGCAAUUCAACCCAGACGUCUUCCACAUGGGCGGUGAUGAGGUGUCCACCAACUGUUGGAACAGCAGCAAGCCCAUCCAGGAGUGGAUGAAGAAGCAGAGCUGGGGUUUGGAGACUGCCGACUUUAUGCGCCUGUGGGGACACUUCCAGACGGAGGCCCUCGGUAGGGUGGACAAGGUGGCCAAUGGAACGCACACGCCCAUCAUCCUGUGGACCAGCGGACUCACCGAAGAGCCCUUCAUCGACCAGUAUCUCAACCCGGAGCGUUACAUCAUUCAGAUCUGGACCACAGGAGUCGAUCCCAAGGUGAAGAAGAUCUUGGAGCGGGGCUACAAGAUCAUUGUGUCCAACUAUGACGCCUUGUAUUUCGAUUGUGGAGGAGCUGGCUGGGUUACCGAUGGCAACAAUUGGUGCUCUCCCUACAUCGGCUGGCAAAAGGUGUACGACAACAGUUUGAAAUCCAUUGCUGGCGACUACGAACACCAUGUCCUGGGCGCAGAGGCAGCCAUUUGGUCGGAGCAGAUCGACGAGCACACGCUGGACAACCGCUUCUGGCCGAGAGCCAGUGCAUUGGCCGAGCGUCUGUGGUCGAAUCCAACCGGGGGUUGGCGCGAAGCCGAGUCCCGUCUGCUGCUCCAUCGCCAACGGCUGGUGGACAACGGUCUGGGUGCGGAGGCCAUGCAGCCGCAGUGGUGCCUGCAAAACGAGCACGAGUGUCCCAUUGACGCGUACGAUGCACAAGCUUAAUAAGCGAUUAUGUCUUCCUUCUUAACGGUCACUAUCCUUGUAGAUGUAGUCGGGGCGGCGGGCGACUUUGGGUGAUCGUUUUCUUUCAACUCACAACGCUCUCCGCCUGAAAAUAAAUAACAGCUCAAAGGUGGCCUAACGCAA
Messenger RNA from Drosophila rhopaloa, 2089 nucleotides. RefSeq names its product chitooligosaccharidolytic beta-N-acetylglucosaminidase (gene Hexo1). The record is from RefSeq and is a predicted model, not a curated record. Gene Ontology annotation, cellular component: membrane. The transcript is spliced from 4 exons. The coding region runs from base 131 to 1945 and encodes 604 amino acids. Lineage: Eukaryota; Metazoa; Arthropoda; Insecta; Diptera; Drosophilidae. Gene Ontology annotation, biological process: ganglioside catabolic process; carbohydrate metabolic process; glycosaminoglycan metabolic process. Gene Ontology annotation, molecular function: beta-N-acetylhexosaminidase activity.